UUAUAUAUUUACUAAAAAAAAACGUCAUUACAGAUACAUCUAACCACAUUUCAACCAAUAGAAAAAUAGAUUGGAAUACAAGUUCAAUAAAUUUUGCAUUGAAAUUAUAAAACAAAAUUUAUUUUGAAAGGAAAUAUUUUCUCUACAAAGACAAAUAAAGUGAAACGGAGAGAAUAUAUUUUAAGGAACAGAGGUAGCAUGCAUGUCUUAUGAUCUAUUUAUAUUCAUUUCACACACUAAUUCAACCUAAUUCCGAUAGUGUGACCAGGCUAUAUUGUAACGUGGGAAGUAUUAACGCUGGCACAGUUUCAUUUUUGAGUAUGGAUUUGUCCAAGGAUUCGUCGAAGGGGAGCUUAUCAAGACAGGAUCUCGGGGGAUCUUCCAUCUCAUCCCUCUCCAAAGGCAAACAGAUUUUCCAAGGUCAUAGAGAAGUGUUUACACACUUCAUUUCACUACCAUUAGCCACACACUCUAAGCUGCAGGAUGAGGUUAAGGGUUUUCAGGCUUCUGUAGUGAAUAUGGGUUUCCACGAAUCAUUGCUUGUUUCGCCAAGUAAAUUACAUUUGACUGUGGUUAUGCUAAACUUAAAGGACGUGAAAGAUUUGGAUAAAGCUAAGCGUGUCCUUAAGGAUAUUUCUAAAAAUGUGAAUGAUGCUUUGGAUAACCGACCUGUCGCCAUACGACUUAGAGGAUUGGAAUGUAUGGAGGAAUCUUUAGACAAAACCCGGGUGCUCUAUGCACCUGUUGAAGAAGUUGGGAAAGAAGGCCGUCUACUGAGGGCAUGUCGUAUCCUAAUUCUCUAAGAGCUUGUUUUUAUCACUCUUGUGCCUUGUUUCUAAGAUGAACUGAUAUCUCACAACGAAUUUGGGGUUUCUCGAACGUCUACUACCCUUCCCAUGGUUCACUAACUUUUCCAGCAUAAGAAAAUGAUCAAUAGCCACGUUUAAUCAAACGUCGCAGACUCUGGUUGCCCUACGCUAGGCGACCUCCAAACGAACAAGACCAUCUAUGUCAAAACAGUGAUCAGUGGUAAUGUCAACAUAUGUAAUAUUUGUGUGGGAGUGUGAGUGUGAGUGUGUGUGUGUGAUUGCAGCAGCAUAUGUAAUAUAUGUGUGAUUUAAACAUCAUAAUAUGGCUUGCUAUAUCAAAAAUAAACAAAAGAACUUCAUAUCUUA
Molecule: messenger RNA, 1175 nt
Organism: Brassica napus (rape)
Lineage: Eukaryota; Viridiplantae; Streptophyta; Magnoliopsida; Brassicales; Brassicaceae
Exons: 6
Coding region: 210-803 (197 amino acids)
Biological process (GO): DNA alkylation repair; regulation of DNA-templated transcription
Cellular component (GO): nucleus
Source: RefSeq, a predicted model, not a curated record